Messenger RNA from Hyaena hyaena (striped hyena), 2194 nucleotides. It is a transcript of the gene TAFA3, whose product is annotated as TAFA chemokine like family member 3. Lineage: Eukaryota; Metazoa; Chordata; Mammalia; Carnivora; Hyaenidae. Gene Ontology annotation, molecular function: receptor ligand activity. Gene Ontology annotation, biological process: positive regulation of microglial cell activation; negative regulation of microglial cell activation; neuroblast differentiation. The transcript is spliced from 7 exons. Bases 532 to 969 code for a protein of 145 amino acids. The record is from RefSeq and is a predicted model, not a curated record.
GCGCGCGGUGGGCGGUGCUCGCUUCUGCCGGCUCUCCGCAGACAUUGGCUCCGCGAGGGCAGGGCGGGUCCCAGCAAAACUGCCUCCGACUCUGGACCGCCCUCGGCACCGCCCCGCCGGCUCGCGGCCUCUCCCCUCUUGGUUCCAGCUCCGCUCUGCCUCAGUUUCUAUGGGGAAGAAGAGUCUGCUGUUGUGGGAAGGGGACGGAGGGAAGGACACCCUCCAUAUUAGACAUCAGCUAGAACAUCCCCCAUUGUGACGGGGUGGGUGGUGUCUCCUCGCCUUCCGUUCCCUAGCAGCAAGCCCGCCCGGAGGAUGAUGGAGCUGAUGACCUCAGAGCGAAACCAGCAGCUUCCGCGACUGCUGGGUGUGAAGCACCUGGUGUGACAACACCUCUGGCUGGGGCUGCUGGAGUGAGAGUGAGGGCCAGCCAGCUGGUGCUGGGUGUGCUGUGGGGGUGUGAACGACGCGGGCUGGAGUCGACCAUCCUGAAUUAGGAAGCUGGGGGUGGUGUGAGUCUGAGACCAGCAGAUGAACAGACAGAAGCUGAAAGAUCCCCAAAAAAGGAUGCUGGAGAGGACCUCUCAGAACUGGAGCCCAGGCCACUGGCUGCUGGCACUUUACCUGGCCUGGCUGUUGACCCUCCUUGACUCUGCUUCCUUGCAGACGCAAACUCCCACAGUCUUCGCGAAGCAGGGCACCUGCGAGGUGAUUGCGGCUCACCGCUGCUGCACCCGGAAUCGCAUCGAGGAGCGCACCCAGACUGUCAAGUGCUCUUGCUUUCCUGGCCAGGUGGCCGGCACCACACGGGCAGAGCCCUCCUGCGUGGAUGCCUCCAUCGUCCUGCAGAAGUGGUGGUGCCAGAUGGAGCCUUGCCUGCCAGGGGGGGAGUGUAAAGUGCUCCCAGACCUGUCGGGAUGGAGCUGCAGCAGCGGACACAGAGUCAAAACCACCAAGGUCACACGAUAGCUCUUGGCGUCACAGUCUAGACAAGACAGUUUGACUGAGCCAUGGACUGAAGAAUGGUAUCAGCCAGCAAAAAUGGAGAUUCACUUACCUGGACGUAUGCCCUGUGCCAAGUGCAAAGCCGUUCUUUCCCAAGGCUUUUCAAUUGAGUCGUUCAGCAGAUAAGGACGGAUCUUCGGCUACAUACCUAGUGUUGUGCUGGGUUCUCCUGGGGGACCCAGAAGAAGGUCAAGAUACAGUUGCUGCCCUUGAGGGAUGCCAAGUCAAGUUGGAGAGUUGUUGAAAAACAAUGAGCUAAUUUAGGUUAAAACAUGUGAUGCAGGACUGUGUGUGGCUUCCGGAUCAAUGCUGUGGGCCUGUUGGGGGUGCGAGGGUGAUCUGGUGGCCCUUCAGCCACCCCCUUGCCACAAGGCACCAAGACAAGACGUCAUAGUCACCACCCGCCACUUGGCUCCCUCACAUGGGUCUGAACACCCAGGAAGCUGCCAACAUGCUGAGGGAAAAACCCCUCCCCUUGAUGAGAGGCUAGCCAUAUCUCAUUUGCAUGGGACUGAGUUGACUUGGGGAAGGAAAGCUUCGAUGAAGCCAGACAACUUUCCAGCAAAGCUUCUGCAGGGGUGUGGCCUGGUUUGGGCUAUUCACUGGAUAGGGGAUGGACAGGACCUUAAAAUUACCCUCCGUCUAAGCACCUCAGGUUUUUGUUUGCUUAUUCUAACAGACGAGGAAACUGGGUCCCAGAGACUAAGACAACUCGUCAAGAUCUCCCAGUUUGGGUUCCCAAAUCUCUAAGCCCUUUCACUGAGCCUGGAUGUGGGACUCCAACCUGGGCCUUCCAUGUUCUUAUCUCAGAAGAGGAGCCUGCAAAGAACUCAGCAACAUUUCUCUUGGGAGACGCCAGAACAGGUCCUUGUUAUGUGAAGUAAUCCAUAAUACCUAGGUGCCAGGAUGUGAGACCACUGGAUCUCCACUCUGCCCUCAGCCUCCAAAAUUACUAACAGCCCCCAUAACAGCCCAGGGGUCACUCGGCCAGUUACACCUGAGACACUCUGAGCUGGUGGCCCUAUUGUCUAGGCUGACGCAUCUCUCCCCGAGGGCUUAGGCUCAUAUGUAACUCCUAGAGGCUCUGGCUCCAGGACAGACUCUGGGUGGAGUUCAGGGAUGUUCCCCUAAUCCUCUCCCUUCAAAGGUCCUGCUGGGCAGUAAAGGAUUCCUUGCAGGGCUGGAUGGA